CGGCGCCCCAUGAAGCUAACCUCAUGCACUGCACGUGUUGAUUAAUAAUAUAUACGUCUAUCGACAAAGUAGGACUGGUGAACAAAAUUUGUUCACUUUUGAUGAAUUAAAUACAUUCAGUUUAUAAUUUGAAACAUUUCAUCUUCAAAGAUGACUGAUGUAUUGCAAUCAGGCACCGAGGUGUUUUCGGAAAAAAAGAAGAAGAAAAAUAAGGAAGGAACAGAAACAGUGACUCUGGGUGCAUAUCAAAAGUUAGGAGACUUUAAAAUCGAACCAUCAGAAAGUGUAACUAAGCUUGAUACAGCGUACUGGCCUCUGUUAUUGAAGAACUUCGAUCGCCUCAACGUCCGAACUAACCACUACACGCCGCUGUCCUUUGGUAGUUCGCCUUUAAAACGCUCGAUAUCUGAAUACGUGAAGUCAGGAUUCAUAAAUGUAGACAAACCCAGCAACCCUAGUUCUCACGAAGUCGUAUCAUGGAUAAAAAGAAUAUUGAAAGUGGAAAAAACCGGCCAUUCGGGAACUCUCGACCCUAAAGUAACAGGUUGUCUCAUCGUGUGCAUAGACAGAGCCACGAGAUUAGUUAAAUCACAGCAGAACGCUGGUAAGGAGUACGUAGCCGUGUUCAAUUUACACUCGGCUGUGGAAAGUUUGAAGAAAGUCACUCAAGGCCUCGAGAAGCUGAGAGGAGCAUUGUUCCAGCGUCCCCCAUUAAUUUCAGCUGUGAAACGUCAGCUCCGUGUACGUACAGUGUACGACAGUAAAUUGCUAGAUUAUGACCAAGAACGUAACAUUGGUGUGUUCUGGGUAAGCUGCGAGGCUGGUUCCUAUAUUCGUACGAUGUGCGUCCAUUUGGGCCUCAUGCUCGGUGUCGGUGGUCAAAUGAUUGAGCUCAGGAGAGUAAGAUCUGGUAUCCAGGGUGAGAAGGAAGGCAUGGUGAGCAUGCAUGAUAUAUUAGACGCCCAAUGGGCAUACGAAAACCAUAAAGAUGAGACUUACUUGAGACGGGUUAUUAAACCUCUGGAAGGUUUAUUGGUUGCUCAUAAGAGAAUAUUCAUUAAGGACAGUGCAGUUAAUGCUGUGUGUUAUGGUGCUAAAGUUCUCCUACCUGGAAUUUUGAGAUACGAAGACGGUAUCGAAGUUGAUCAAGAAAUAGUUAUUGUAACAACAAAAGGAGAAGCCGUUGCAUUAGCCAUUGCUCUCAUGACAACGUCAACGAUGGCGUCAUGUGACCAUGGAGUAGCAGCCAAGUUAAAAAGGGUCAUCAUGGAAAGAGACACAUAUCCAAGAAAAUGGGGCUUAGGACCUAAAGCAUCGCAAAAGAAAAUAUUAAUACAGCAAGGUAAACUCGACAAAUAUGGUAAACCAAAUGAAAACACACCCUCGGAAUGGUUAAAUAGUUAUGUAGAUUACAAAGCAAAGAAAGAUGGAGAAAAUGGAGAUCUGGAUGCUGAUGCCAGUAGGAAGAGGACAGCAAGUGCAUCAAAUGCUGAGGAUCCUAAUAAUUCUAUCGAAGUAAAGUCAGAGAAAAAGAAGAAGAAGAAAAAGCGUGAUACUGAAGCUAUGGAGGGUACAGAAGCAACUGAAGCAGACACAACAGUCGAUGCUGAUCAAACAACGGAAGUCGCUGAUGACUCGGUACGAAAAGAGAAGAAGAAAAAGAAGAAGAAGGACAAAGAUCAAGAGAGAGAAGAGGAAUAAAUUAACAUUUGCAGCUGUAUAUUUUUAAUAGAAGGGAAAUAUAUUGUUGCUUAACAAUAAUCUUAAUAAGAUUCAUGAAAAUAAUUUUAAGGCUGUAUAAGUUCCAAUCUUUGUAAAAAAAAUUACAAAAUUUUAAAAAAUUGCCAUUUUCAUAAAACAUUUUAUUCAUAAUAAACUUUUAAAAAUAUAAA
This is a messenger RNA of Vanessa atalanta (red admiral), 1892 nucleotides long. It is a transcript of the gene Nop60B, whose product is annotated as H/ACA ribonucleoprotein complex subunit 4. The record is from RefSeq and is a predicted model, not a curated record. The coding region runs from base 151 to 1701 and encodes 516 amino acids. Gene Ontology annotation, cellular component: box H/ACA snoRNP complex. Lineage: Eukaryota; Metazoa; Arthropoda; Insecta; Lepidoptera; Nymphalidae. Gene Ontology annotation, molecular function: RNA binding; pseudouridine synthase activity. The transcript has a single exon. Gene Ontology annotation, biological process: rRNA pseudouridine synthesis; box H/ACA sno(s)RNA 3'-end processing; mRNA pseudouridine synthesis.